Messenger RNA from Grammomys surdaster, 3079 nucleotides. RefSeq names its product phosphoenolpyruvate carboxykinase 2, mitochondrial (gene Pck2). Gene Ontology annotation, molecular function: GTP binding; phosphoenolpyruvate carboxykinase (GTP) activity; manganese ion binding. The transcript has 10 exons. Gene Ontology annotation, biological process: hepatocyte differentiation; cellular response to dexamethasone stimulus; cellular response to glucose stimulus. The coding region runs from base 199 to 2181 and encodes 660 amino acids. Gene Ontology annotation, cellular component: cytosol. Lineage: Eukaryota; Metazoa; Chordata; Mammalia; Rodentia; Muridae. The record is from RefSeq and is a predicted model, not a curated record.
CCGGGCUAGUGAGCCAGCUUACAGAUGGGCGAGAGAACCAGCUAGGUUCCGCCCCAGCGACUGCCCGCCUCCUUUUUAAGCGCCUCCCGCCCAACCUCAGCUCCCUCUGGCUUUGCCACGCUCCCUCCUUCCCCGCCUUCCUUGUCUCCCCGACUGCACUGGUUCCUGUGGCCAUCCCGCAGCGCCAGUCCAGGUGCCAUGGCUGCUAUGUACCUUCCCGGCCUGCGGCUUAGCUGGCACGGGCUGAGGCCCUGGUGCUGGUCACCAUGGCGCAGCAUCCAAACCCUGCAUGUGCUCAGUGGAGAUAUGAGACAGCUGCCGGCUGGAGUUCGAGACUUUGUGGAGCGCAGUGCCCACCUGUGCCAACCAGAGGGCAUCCAUAUCUGUGAUGGGACUGAGGCUGAGAACGCUGCCACACUGGCCCUGCUGGAAGAGCAGGGUCUUAUCCGGAAGCUCCCCAAGUAUGAGAACUGCUGGCUGGCCCGCACAGACCCCAAGGAUGUGGCACGGGUAGAAAGCAAGACGGUGAUUGUAACUCCUUCGAAGCGGGACACAGUGCCUCUCCUGGCUGGUGGAGCCAGUGGGCAACUGGGCAACUGGAUGUCCCCAGAUGAGUUCCAGAGAGCUGUGGACGAGAGAUUUCCAGGAUGCAUGAAGGGCCGCACCAUGUUCGUCCUUCCAUUCAGCAUGGGUCCCGUGGGCUCCCCACUAUCCCGCAUUGGAGUGCAGCUCACUGACUCAGCUUAUGUGGUGGCAAGCAUGCGCAUUAUGACCCGCCUGGGGACACCUGUACUAAAGGCCCUAGGAGAUGGUGACUUCAUCAAGUGUCUGCAUUCAGUGGGCCAGCCCCUGACUGGACAUGUCCCUGACACCCUGGAUUCUGAUGCCAGUGCCAGCAGCACUAUGACCCCUUUGUCUCCAGAGGAUCCUGUGGGCCAAUGGCCAUGCAAUCCGGAAAAAACCCUGAUUGGCCACGUGCCAGACCAGCGGGAGAUCGUCUCUUUCGGCAGCGGCUAUGGUGGUAACUCCUUGCUGGGCAAGAAGUGCUUUGCCCUGCGCAUCGCCUCUCGCCUGGCCAGGGAUGAGGGCUGGCUGGCAGAGCACAUGCUGAUUUUGGGCAUCACCAACCCUGCAGGGAAAAAGCGCUAUGUGGCAGCUGCUUUCCCCAGUGCCUGUGGCAAGACCAAUCUGGCCAUGAUGCGGCCCGCAUUGCCAGGCUGGAAAGUGGAGUGUGUGGGGGAUGACAUCGCCUGGAUGAGGUUUGACAGUGAAGGUCAACUCCGGGCCAUCAACCCCGAGAAUGGCUUCUUCGGGGUGGCCCCUGGUACCUCUGCUGCCACCAAUCCCAAUGCCAUGGCCACAAUCCAGAGUAACACUCUCUUCACCAACGUGGCUGAGACCAGUGAUGGCGGUGUGUACUGGGAAGGCAUUGACCAGCCUCUUCCACCUGGUGUCACUAUAACCUCCUGGCUGGGAAAGCCCUGGAAACCUGGUGACAAGGAACCCUGUGCACAUCCAAACUCUCGCUUUUGUGUCCCGGCUCGCCAGUGUCCCAUCAUGGACCCAGCCUGGGAAGCACCAGAAGGUGUCCCUAUUGAUGCCAUCAUCUUUGGAGGCCGCAGACCCAAAGGAGUACCACUGGUGUAUGAGGCCUUCAGCUGGCGUCAUGGGGUGUUUGUAGGUAGCUCCAUGCGCUCUGAGUCCACUGCAGCUGCUGAACACAAAGGAAAGACCAUUAUGCAUGAUCCCUUUGCCAUGCGGCCUUUUUUUGGCUAUAACUUUGGACACUACCUGGAACACUGGUUGAGCAUGGAGGGACGAAAAGGUGCCCGGCUGCCUCGUAUCUUCCAUGUUAACUGGUUCCGGAGAGAUGAAGCAGGCCGCUUCCUGUGGCCAGGCUUUGGGGAGAAUGCUCGUGUGCUAGACUGGAUCUGCCGAAGAUUAGAAGGAGAAGACAGUGCCCAAGAGACUCCCAUUGGGCUAGUACCAAAGGAAGGAGCCCUGAAUCUCAGUGGCCUCAGAGCAAUAGACACCAGUCAGCUGUUCUCCAUCCCCAAGGACUUCUGGGAACAGGAGGUUCGUGAUAUUAGGAGCUACCUGACAGAGCAAGUCAACCAGGAUCUGCCCAACGAGGUGUUGGCUGAGCUCGAGGCUCUGGAAGAACGUGUGCAAAAAAUGUGACCUGAGGCUCUAGGCUAGCAAAAGCAUAGCACCCCCAUCUGGGUAGAGAACCCCCAGGCUCACAGAAAACAUGAACAAUCUGACAUUAAAAUGUGUGAGUGUUGGGAAGCCAACCACAGGCCUCCCCAUGCUGUCUGCUAAGAGAUGUACACUUUUAUACAAGUUUGUUUUCACUUUCCAUGUGUCCUCAUAGGCUUCCUUCUAAUCAGUCUCCAUGCUGGCUCACAUAGUAGGAACUUCUGGAAAAAGGCAUUCUUCUGAAGAAAUGUAACCUGGUAUGGUGAUGCACACCUUUAAUCCCAGAGGCAGCCCAACCUCUGGGAGCUUCAGCCUACCUGGUCUACAUAGCAAGUGCCAGGUCAGCUGGGGCUAUAAGUAAGACCCAAUCCCCUCCACCAAAAAAAAAAAAAAAAAAAAAAAAGACCACAGCCCAGCCCAGCAGACCGCUUAGUGUGGAUUAGUAUUUUUGUUCCACACAGACAUUCAGAGGCCUCCUUCUCUAGAGGAAGCCAGUCCAGAACCAAUGUCCUCCUCCUGAUUUCCUCCACUUGCCUGGAACCAGGAGCCACACUUUUUAUUUUUUACUUGAGACAGGGUCUCAUGUAGAUCAGGCUGGGUCCAGACUCACUGUGCAGCUAAAGAUAACCUUAAACUCCUGAUCCUCCUCUCUCUACCUCUGAUAAUCGUGCUGCCAAGGCCCACUAGACAACUAACAUUUCUAGAACACUCUCUGUACUCUAGGCACAUUAUCAAAGUACUAUUUUGCAGUUCAAAAUACAGAGUUGGACUGAACAUAAUAACAUGUCUUAAAAUCCUAGCACUUGGAAGGACCCUAUCACAAGGCAAGAGAAUUGUAUAUAGUGACCCUGUCUACAAAAAAAACCACAAACCAAAUAAU